Messenger RNA from Nerophis ophidion (straightnose pipefish), 4364 nucleotides. RefSeq names its product MYCL proto-oncogene, bHLH transcription factor b (gene myclb). Gene Ontology annotation, molecular function: RNA polymerase II cis-regulatory region sequence-specific DNA binding; DNA-binding transcription factor activity, RNA polymerase II-specific; protein dimerization activity. The record is from RefSeq and is a predicted model, not a curated record. Gene Ontology annotation, biological process: regulation of transcription by RNA polymerase II. NCBI's taxonomy places the organism in Eukaryota, Metazoa, Chordata, Actinopteri, Syngnathiformes, Syngnathidae.
AUGCCGGGCAUCAGCUUCCACGACAGCUGGGAAAUGGACAUGGAGAACCUGGACUACUACCAGGAUGAUUUCUAUGACGACCACAACCCCGAUGAGGAUUUCUUCCAGUCCAUGGCGCCCAGCGAGGACAUAUGGAAGAAAUUUGAGCUGGUGCCGACCCCGCCCGUGUCCCCCGUGCGGGCGCCGGAGGGGUCGGGCAGGUCAGUGUGUCCGAGUCUCGGGGACAAGCUGGAGUGGGUGUCCCAGUUCCUGGGGCAGGAGGACCAGCAGCAGCAGGACCUGCCUUGCAAAGUGGGCCCGGCCAGCGACUCGGCGGGGAACCUGAGCUCCAUCAUCAUCCAGGACUGCAUGUGGAGCUGCUUCUCUGCCGGCCAGCAGCUGGAGAGACUGGUGGGGGAGCGCCGCCUCUCCUGCCCCGUCAGGCUUGGACCCGCCGGGUUGUCCCCGGGUAGGACGCAGGGUGUCCCCGCCCACCCCCCGGCUGCUCUCGGCGGCGGGGCGGCAGAUUGUGUGGACCCGGCCGCCGUGCUCGCCUUCCCACACGUCAGCUGCAAGAAGCAAGUGUCCUCCGGCUCCGAGUCUCACAGCGACUCCUCAGAUGACGAGGAUGACCAAGACGAGGAUGAAGAGGAGAUCGACGUGGUGACGCUGGAGCACAAGCAGACACAGCACAAAGUCGUCAACGCCCGCCAACCGGUGACCAUCACGGUGAGAGCGGACCCCCUGGACCCCGGCAUGAAGCAUUUCCACAUCUCCAUCCAUCAACAGCAGCACAACUACGCCGCCCCCUCCCCCGACACCCUCCCGCCGUCCGUGGAGCCGCCCCACAAAAGGGUCCGCCGGGAGGCCUUCAGCCCCGCGCUCCACCAUCAGGGCCACAGCUGCAACCUGCCUGGGCUCGGCCACGCCCCCUCCCGUUUGGACAGCGGGCGGUCUUACGCGACAGAAGCGCCCGCCCUCAACGCCGCCUCUCCUGCCUCCCCCGCCUCGCCGUCCUCGCCCCACCUGUCCAGCGCUCAGUCGUCCGACUGCGAGGACACGGACCGACGCAAGGCACACAACUUCCUGGAGCGCAAGCGACGCAACGACCUGCGCUUGCGCUUCCUGUCGCUGCGGGACCAGAUUCCUGGCUUGGCGGGCUGCCCCAAGACGCCUAAGGUGGCCAUCUUGACGCGGGCCACUGAGUACCUGCAGCAGCUGCAUGCCGGCGAGAGGCAGAAGAGCCAGGAGAGGAAGCAGCUGAAGGCCAAGCAGGCGCGGCUGCUGCAGAAGCUGGCACAGCUCAGACGCUUCUGACCUGAAGGAAGGAGCCUAUUGGAUCACCUGGACUGAAGGAAGGACCCUAUUGGAUCACCUGGACUGAAGGAAGGACCCUAUUGGAUCCCCUGGACUGAAGGAAGGAGCCUAUUGGAUCACCUGGACUGAAGGAAGGACCCUAUUGGAUCCCCUGGACUGAAGGAAGGACCCUAUUGGAUCCCCUGGACUGAAGGAAGGACCCUAUUGGUUCACCUGGACUGAAAGAAGGACCCUAUUGGAUGACCUGGACUGAAGGAAGGACUUUAUUGGAUCACCUGGACUGAAGGAAGGACCCUAUUGGAUCACCUGGACUGAAGGAAGGACCCUAUUGGAUCCCCUGGACUGAAGGAAGGACCCUAUUGGAUCACCUGGACUGAAGGAAGGACCCUAUUGGAUCCCCUGGACUGAAGGAAGGACCCUAUUGGAUCCCCUGGACUGAAGGAAGGACCCUAUUGGUUCACCUGGACUGAAAGAAGGACCCUAUUGGAUGACCUGGACUGAAGGAAGGACUUUAUUGGAUCACCUGGACUGAAGGAAGGACCCUAUUGGAUCACCUGGACUGAAGGAAGGACCCUAUUGGAUCACCUGGACUGAAGGAAGGACCCUAUUGGUUCACCUGGACUGAAGGAAGGACCCUAUUGGCUCACCUGGACUGAAGGAAGGACCCUAUUGGAUCACCUGGACUGAACGAAGGACCCUAUUGGUUCACCUGGACUGAAGGAAGGAGCCUAUUGGAUCACCUGGACUGAAGGAAGGACCCUAUUGGAUCACCUGGACUGAAGGAAGGACCCUAUUGGAUCACCUGGACUGAAGGAAGGACCCUAAUGGAUCACCUGGACUGAAGGAAGGACCCUAUUGGUUCACCUGGACUGAAGGAAGGACCCUAUUAGAUCACCUGGACUGAAGGAAGGAGCCUAUUUGAUUACCUGGACUGAAGCAAGGAGCCUAUUUGAUCACCUGGACUGAAGCAAGGAGCCUAUUGGAUCACCUGGACUGAAGGAAGGACUGCAUUGAUCACCUGGACUGUUUUUUUGCGGUUUGCACAUUCUUGGCUUGUGAGUGAGGCCGUCUGCACAGCAAGCUUUGGACACGUGUCCCUUGGUCCUCAAUAGAAGUUUAGUCCACAUGAAAAGUUGCUGAUCCAGCGUUGCAUGCUGGGACUCGAUAUGAUGUCUGUUCUUGUCAGACGGAAAGAGUCAACUUUAUAUUUUGUGCCAUUUUCGCAAAUCCUUUGCUGCUCGGUUGAAGUGCGACUUUUUGUAUUAGUUCUAUUGCAGAAGCCGUCUGAAUGGUAGCAAGACCAUGUGAACUUCUGGUCUGGUACUCUUUGUUUCCCCCCCAAACUGGAAUGAUUGUACCAUGGAGAUGUUGAAUGUGGGCUUCAGUAUAUGAAAGUGGAAUGGUUGUGCCAUUGAAAGCAGCCACACGUUGACUGUGGGCUUCAGUAUAUCAAAUUGGAAUGGUUGUGCCAUGGAGAGCAGCCACAAUUCGAAUGUGGGCUUCAGUAUAUCAAAGUGGAAUGGUUGUGCUGGGGAGAAGUUGAAUGUGGGCUUCAGUAUAUCGAAGUGGAAUGGUUGUGCCAUGGAAAGCAGCCACAAGUUGAAUGUGGGCUUCAGUAUAUCAAAGUGGAAUGGUUGUGCUGGGGAGAAGUUGAAUGUGGGCUUGAGUAUAUCAAAGUGGAAUGGUUGUGCUGGGGAGAAGUUGAAUGUGGGCUUCAGUAUAUCAAAGUGGAAUGGUUGUGCUGGGGAGAAGUUGAAUGUGGGCUUCAGUAUAUCAAAGUGGAAUGGUUGUGCCAUGGAAAGCAGCCACAAGUUGAAUGUGGGCUUCAGUAUAUCAAAGUGGAAUGGUUGUGCUGGGGAGAAGUUGAAUGUGGGCUUGAGUAUAUCAAAGUGGAAUGGUUGUGCUGGGGAGAAGUUGAAUGUGGGCUUCAGUAUAUCAAAGUGGAAUGGUUGUGCUGGGGAGAUGUUGAAUGUGGGCUUCAGUAUAUCAAAGUAGAAUGGUUGUGCUGGGGAGAAGUUGAAUGUGGGCUUGAGUAUAUCAAAGUGGAAUGGUUGUGCUGGGGAGAAGUUGAAUGUGGGCUUGAGUAUAUCAAAGUGGAAUGGUUGUGCUGGGGAGAAGUUGAAUGUGGGCUUCAGUAUAUCAAAGUGGAAUGGUUGUGCUGGGGAGAAGUUGAAUGUGGGCUUCAGUAUAUCAAAGUGGAACGGUUGUGCCAUGGAGAGCAGCCACAAGUUGAAUGUGGGCUUCAGUAUAUCAAGCUAGAGAAUGGCUGCCAUGGCAAGUGUUUGAAGAGAAUAUUAUAUUUCUAAAAGUGCACAUAGUUCCUGUCUGUACAGUUCCUUCCCAAACAAAACCAGACUUGUUUUUCUUCUUCAGCCUUGCGUCUUAAAGCUUGCUGGGUUUUCCAGAGAUACUCAUAAAGCUUCUAUUUUUGUUCAUAAAAGACUGCGUGAAUAUUGACAAGGUGGGGACACUUUGGCUCCCAUUUUUCAGCGAUGCCUCCUUGUUUGUCUUUUCUUUGUACUGUUUUUUUUUUGUGACAGUCACUUGACCAAAGUUUGAUACUCUACUUUCCUAGCGAGCUUAGCUGUGUUGUGUUCAAGCGGCUGGUAGUUGUGUGCUGAGGAUGGAUGUUGUUGUUGUUUAUGCCAGCUUGGUGCUCCAUGUAGUCCACAAGCCAUAAAACAAACACUCACUUUUCUACUGCAAACCAUUGCAAAUAGUUGCCAGCUGCACUCAGGAAUAUAUAUAUAUAUAUAUUUUUUUUCUGAGCUUGUAAGAAGCUCAGGAGCCUCCUGGUGAGCCGGGAGAUCAGACCAGAGUCUUGAUGAUCAAUCUUCUUACUUGACCACAUCCCUGCUCAUGACUUCAGCACAAACCACCAGUUGCCCUCAUUUUCAUUCCUCAGAAUCCUUUCAUUUGUGUCGGUUGCCAGAUGUAGACUUUGCAUACACCUUUGCACUACUUCUCCGCUGAUUGUUUGGAGCCUCGCAUCAGCAUUUUGCUUUUUCUGUACCUCAUAAGCCUAUUGUGGAUGAAGACUCAGAAUAAACGGACAUUUUUUGACAUCA